AUGACAGAAGUUACAACAGAUAAUAUUCAGAAUGAUAAUGCUUCAGUAUCAAGACCUUUGACUCCACAAAGACCGCAAACACCCCAAAGACCUCAAACACCUCAGAGACCACAAACACCAAUACAGCAGUCGUUGCCAUCACAACCACCAACUCCGACUAAUCAUUUGCCAUAUUUAUCACCAGCUGCCUUUACUCCUCUGCUUCAUGCAUUGCUUCUUGAUCAAAACACUGGUAUUGCACAAGCAGCUCAAAAUGUUAUACACUCUUUAGUUGAGAGAAUACUAGAAGAACCAGAUGUUAAUCCUAAAGAAAAAGAAUUGCUAGAAAAAGAAACUUUGGAGGGUGUUGUUUUAGGAAUAGGCCGUCUUGAUCAAGAGAAGGUAAAGAGAGAGGAAUUAAAUGAAUGGGAUACUGAAGGUGACGAUACAAGUGUUGGUGCUGUUACUGGUAUUGAGGAAGAAGAAGCGGCCUUGGCGAUUGGAAAUUUAGCUAGUGUAUUACCUUUGGAUAUAAUAACUUCAAAAUUGGUAAAUAAUAAAACCAUUUCUUUCAUGCUUUUUUUACCAACAUUAUGCUCAAAGCUUCCUGGAGAAAUGAAAUCGGAUCGAGCUGUAAAGGGAAUCGAAAUAUUUGCCGGUGAUGUUAGUCGUAGUGUACGUUCUGCAGCCGGUGAAAUUAUUGGGGAAUUGAUUGCUACUUUUCAACCUGAUGAUAAAGUUCCUGAAAGUUUAGUACAACAUUUUUUAAGCCUUGGACCGGUUAGGGAAAACAGUCUUAGUAAUGGUGUUUCUAGUAGUACAUUUAGCAAUAAUAAUCUUGGACAGAGAGAUCCGGAACGUCCAAAUGAUUUGCUUAAUGUUUUUACAUAUUAUUUGGAUGAUAUUGACGAGGUUAAGUCUGGACUUAUAGAACAUCUUGCAGAGUUUAUUGAAUGUUUGCCACAGUCUACUCGCAACAAUUAUUUGCCAUCGUUGAAUGAUGUUUGGGAUGGCGUUAAAAAUCAUUGGCGAUUAAGAGAUGAGAUCACAAAACAAAUACCGGAAUUAUGUCGACUAGUGGAUGGACAAUGCGUAAUAAGUCAUAUAUUACCAUUGACAAUACGUGCAAUUAAAGAUGAAGUAGCUAGUGUUAGAGAAACCGCAGUUGCCAGUGUAAAUAUACAUGAUUCUUUAUCAUUGUUAAUGGACAA
Racocetra fulgida is the source of this 1190-nucleotide messenger RNA. The record is from the annotation of a GenBank genome assembly. NCBI's taxonomy places the organism in Eukaryota, Fungi, Glomeromycota, Glomeromycetes, Diversisporales, Gigasporaceae.